This is a messenger RNA of Chaetomium globosum CBS 148.51, 2379 nucleotides long. RefSeq lists its product as uncharacterized. The record is from RefSeq and is a predicted model, not a curated record. Gene Ontology annotation, cellular component: 3-isopropylmalate dehydratase complex. NCBI's taxonomy places the organism in Eukaryota, Fungi, Ascomycota, Sordariomycetes, Sordariales, Chaetomiaceae. Gene Ontology annotation, biological process: L-leucine biosynthetic process. The transcript has 3 exons. Gene Ontology annotation, molecular function: 3-isopropylmalate dehydratase activity; 4 iron, 4 sulfur cluster binding. The coding region runs from base 1 to 2379 and encodes 792 amino acids.
AUGCCGGCCGCCGAGCGCACACCGCAGACGCUCUACGACAAGGUCUUCCAGGCCCACAUUGUCGACGAGAGACUCGACGGCACUAUCCUCCUCUAUAUCGACCGCCACUUGGUACACGAGGUCACAUCACCACAAGCAUUCGAGGGUCUCGAAGUCGCCGGCCGUAAGGUCAGGAGACCGGAUUGCACCCUCGCCACAACCGACCAUAAUGUCCCCACCACUUCCAGAAAAGCACUCAAAGAUAUUGCGAGCUUCAUCCAAGAAGACGACUCACGGACACAAUGUGUAACUCUGGAGGAGAACGUCAAGAAGUUCGGCAUCACAUACUUUGGCCUCAGUGACAAGAGGCAGGGCAUUGUCCACGUCAUCGGCCCCGAGCAGGGCUUCACCCUCCCCGGCACGACCGUGGUCUGCGGUGACAGCCACACGUCGACCCAUGGCGCUUUCGGCUCCCUGGCCUUUGGCAUCGGCACCAGCGAGGUGGAGCACGUUCUCGCGACACAAUGUUUGAUUACCAAGCGCAGCAAGAACAUGAGGAUACAAGUCGACGGCGAGCUGGCCCCCGGCGUCAGCUCCAAGGACGUGGUCCUCCACGCCAUCGGCAAGAUUGGCACCGCCGGCGGCAACGGCGCCGUCAUCGAGUUCUGCGGCUCCGUCAUCCGCUCCCUCAGCAUGGAGGCCCGCAUGUCCAUCUGCAACAUGUCCAUCGAGGGUGGCGCGAGGGCCGGCAUGGUUGCCCCCGACGAGGUGACCUUCGAGUACCUCAAGGGGAAGCCGCUGGCUCCCAAGUACGGCAGCGAGGAGUGGGAGAGGGCCAUUUCUUACUGGAAGUCGCUGCGGUCCGACCCCGAUGCCAAGUACGAUAUUGACGUCUUCAUUGACGCCAAGGACAUCAUCCCCACCGUUACCUGGGGUACCAGCCCUGAGGACGUCGUCCCCAUUACCGGCGUCGUCCCGGACCCGGAGACCUUUGCGACCGAGGCCAAGAAGGCCGGCGGCCGCCGGAUGCUCGAGUACAUGGGCCUAGUCCCCGGAACCCCGAUGCAGGAGGUCGAAGUCGACAAGGUCUUUAUUGGUUCUUGCACCAACUCGAGAAUUGAGGAUCUCCGCGCCGCGGCGCUUGUGGUCAAGGGCAAGAAGAUUGCUUCCAACAUCAAGCGCGCUUUGGUCGUACCCGGGUCCGGCCUAGUCAAGGACCAGGCCGAGGAGGAGGGGCUCGACAAGAUUUUCGUCGAUGCCGGGUUCGAGUGGCGGGAGGCCGGGUGCAGUAUGUGCCUGGGAAUGAACCCCGAUAUCCUGUCGCCCAAGGAGAGGUGCGCCAGCACCAGCAACCGGAACUUCGAGGGCCGGCAGGGUGCCCAGGGCCGGACUCACCUCAUGUCUCCCGUCAUGGCCGCCGCUGCCGCCAUCGUCGGCAAACUCGCCGACGUCCGGAAGAUCUCCCAGUUCAACGGCAGCCCGCACAUCGAGGCCGCCGUCGCCCCAGAAUCCACCACCUUCUCCGGCUCCUCCGCCUCCGGGAAGGCCCACCCCGACGAGCGCAUCGAAACCGACGACACAGAAAAGGAGGCCCUGGCCGACCAGCCCCAAGACUCGUCCCCGCAAGUUAACACCACCGUCACCCACAACAGCGGCAGCCCCGCCGCCGCCGCCGGCCUCCCUAAAUUCACCAUCCUCAAGGGCAUCGCGGCGCCGAUGGAGAAGGCCAACAUCGACACGGACGCCAUCAUCCCCAAGCAGUUCCUUAAGACCAUCAAGCGCACGGGCCUCGGCACCGCCCUCUUCUACGAGAUGCGCUUCCUCGAGCCGGGCGUCGAGAACCCCGACUUCGUCCUCAACCGCGAGCCCUACCGCGGCGCCAAGAUCCUCGUCUGCACCGGCGCCAACUUUGGCUGCGGCUCGUCGCGCGAGCACGCGCCCUGGGCUCUCAACGACUUUGGCAUCAAGAGCGUCAUUGCCCCGUCGUUUGCCGACAUCUUCUUCAACAACUCGUUCAAGAACGAGGAUGCUGCCGAUCCCGAUCAAGAACAAAGGAGGACCUGGAGAAGGUCCACGCCGAGGCCGUGGCCGGGAGGGAGGUCGAGAUCGACCUGCCAAACCAACUCAUCAAGGACGCCGACGAGGAACACCCUGUGCUCGUUCGAUGUGGAGGAGUUCAGGAAGCACUGCCUGGUGAACGGGCUCGACGACAUUGGCCUGACCAUGCAGAUGGAGGACAAGAUCGCCGAGUUUGAGAGCAAGAUGACGCGCGAGACCCCGUGGCUGGACGGGUCGGGCUACCUGAAGCGCAAGGGCGCGGGGGGGAAGCUGGCCGUCAAGGCGGCGCCCGUGCCCAAGACGAACAGGGGGGAUGUGAAGACGGAGCCGUUGGAGUGGUGA